Molecule: messenger RNA, 2942 nt
Organism: Kogia breviceps (pygmy sperm whale)
Lineage: Eukaryota; Metazoa; Chordata; Mammalia; Artiodactyla; Physeteridae
Source: RefSeq, a predicted model, not a curated record
GAAGAAUUUGUCACCAGUACACUUGCCCUACAAGAAAUUCAAAAGGGAGUCCUUCAGGCUGAAAGUGAAAGAUGCUAGAUAGCCAUAUAUAGAAAUAAAGAACACCAGUAAAGAACUUCGGGCUCAAGAGGGUGGCAGCAGCCAUGUUGCUACAGCGUUGCCCAGUGCUUAUCCGGAGCCCCACAGCCCUCCUGGGCAAGAUGAUUAAGACUCACCAGUUCCUGUUUGGUAUUGGACGCUGUCCCAUCCUGGCCACCCAAGGAACAACCUGUUCUCAAAUCCACCUUAAGGCAACCAAGGCUGGAGGGGACUCUCCAUCUUGGGUCAAGAGCCACUGUCCCUUCAUGCUGUUGGAACUCCAGGAUGGGAAGAGUAAAAUUGUGCAGAAGGCAGCCCCAGAAGUCCAGGAGGAUGUGAAGAGUUUCAAGACAGACCUGCCCAUCUCCCUGUCCUCAACCAGCCUGAGGAAGCCAUUCUUCAGUCCCCAGGAGUCAGAAAAAAAUUCAGAGAAGGUCACGCACCUGAUUCAGAACAACAUGGCUGGAAACCAUGUCUUUGGUUAUGACCAGUUUUUUAGGAACAAGAUCAUGGAGAAGAAACAGGACCACACCUACCGUGUUUUCAAGACUGUGAACCGCUGGGCUGAUGCAUACCCCUUUGCUGAACACUUCUUUGAGGCAUCUGUGGCUUCAAAGGAUGUGUCUGUCUGGUGCAGUAAUGACUACCUGGGCAUGAGUCGGCACCCUCGGGUCUUGCAAGCCACACAGGAGACCCUGCAGCGUCACGGAGCUGGAGCUGGUGGCACCCGCAACAUCUCGGGUACCAGCAGGUUUCAUGUUGAGCUGGAGCAAGAGCUGGCUGAGCUGCACCAGAAGGACUCAGCCCUGCUCUUCUCUUCCUGCUUUGUGGCCAAUGACUCUACUCUCUUCACAUUGGCCAAGAUCUUGCCAGGGUGUGAGAUUUACUCAGAUGCAGGCAACCAUGCUUCAAUGAUCCAAGGUAUCCGCAAUAGUGGAGCAGCAAAGUUUGUCUUCAGGCACAAUGACCCUGACCACCUGAGGAAACUUCUAAAGAAGUCCAACCCUGAGACACCCAAAAUUGUGGCCUUUGAGACUGUUCACUCCAUGGAUGGUGCCAUCUGUCCCCUUGAAGAGUUGUGUGAUGUGGCCCACCAGUAUGGGGCUCUGACCUUCGUGGAUGAGGUUCAUGCUGUAGGACUGUAUGGGUCCCGGGGUGCUGGGAUUGGGGAGCGUGAUGGAAUUAUGCACAAGAUUGACAUCAUCUCUGGAACUCUUGGCAAGGCCUUUGGCUGUGUGGGCGGCUACAUCGCCAGUACCCGUGACUUGGUGGACAUGGUGCGCUCCUAUGCUGCUGGCUUCAUCUUCACCACUUCACUGCCUCCCAUGGUGCUCUCUGGGGCUCUGGAAUCUGUGCGGCUGCUCAAGGGAGAGGAAGGCCAAGCCCUGAGGCGGGCCCACCAGCGCAAUGUCAAGCACAUGCGUCAGCUACUAAUGGACAGAGGCCUUCCUGUCAUCCCAUGCCCCAGCCACAUCAUCCCCAUUCGGGUGGGUGAUGCAGCGCUGAACAGCAGGAUCUGUGAUCUCCUGCUCUCCAAGCAUGGCAUCUAUGUGCAAGCCAUCAACUACCCAACUGUCCCCCGGGGUGAGGAGCUGCUGCGCUUGGCACCCUCCCCCCACCACAGCCCUCAGAUGAUGGAAGACUUUGUGGCUGGAAGACACAUCUAUGUUCCUGUGGCUCUUCUGCAAACGAAUCAAGGAAUCUUCCUACAGCCUCUUCUUUGAGCCAAGCCUACUGCUGAGUUGGACUGUGCCACCAUAAGUUACUUAUCCCUCCCCUUAUGAGGCAAGCUAUGAUGAGAACUGACUUGGAGAUUCUAGGGCAGUGGUCCUCAAGCCUGAAUAUACAAUAAAAUCAGCCUGGGAGCUUUUAAAACAUACUGCUACCCUGGCCCCACACCCAAUAGAUUCUGAUUUAAUUGGUCUAGGGUUGCACCAAGGUAUUGACAUUUUUGUAAAAGCUCCUUGUACUAAUGUACUUUCAGGGGUUGAGAACCAUUGGCAUAGAGGGACUCAGAGAUGAGAGGUUCACACAAGAAAAGAAGACAGAGGGGGAGCAUGCCUACCAAUUAAGAGGACAGUGAGAAAAGACAAAAUGAGAAUAACUUUUGCAAUGGGCAGAGAGGAGAUGACCUGGCUGGAGUGGAUGGAGUGUGUAGCAGUGCUGAGGAUGGAAACGGAGACUGGGCGCAGAAAAGAAAGAGUUUUGAAUGCCAGGCCUGUGUGUUUUCUCUGCAUCACAAAGGUAACAGGGAGGUGUUGAAGGUUCAUGAGCAGGAAACAUAGUAUAUUAGGGAAAUGAUCAAGGCAAUAUGGAGUUCCAGGCCCUUGAAAUCUGACUGAAACUCUCCAGCCCCAUCUCCUGCUACUCACCUUCCUUCUCUGGCACACCCUAAUAAGAAUGGGACUUGUAGUUUCCAAUGCACACCAGCCAAAUUCUCACCUUUCAGCCUUUGCUCAUCAUGCUAGAAUUCUUUGCUUCCCACCCCAAAGCUCUGUUCUACUCAUCUUUUAAGAUUCAGAGAUUUUAAGAUAUCUCCCCCAAUGUCCUGGCUGGCCCGAAUCCUAUUUCCGGGCUCUCCUAACCUCCUGGGCUGCUGUCUCUGCCUCAGCCCUGAAGACACCAUUCUAUAAUUGACUGGUCAUGUGUCCAUACCCCACCACCAUGCUGAGAGCUCUGAGGGGCCGAGCCAGAACUGACUACUAACUGAGUCCACAGCACAAUCCUCAGUGCUUUGAGAAUAGAAUUUCAAACUAAGCUCUGCUUUUCCAUGAAGGAAGCUUGUCCCUGGGCCAAAAAACCAGCAUUGAUUGGUUGGCUAAACAGAACCAUAGUCAGGAGUGAGGUCAAAGGCCUCGAGGGAG